CAAUAUUUCUUUGAAGCACGAUAUAAAAAGUAAAAAUAAAUAAAAAACAUAUCAUUGAUAUCGAUAUAGACUGGAUUUGAUGCGGAGGUCUAAUGUUUCAAAAUGGCGCCGCCCUAGUGCAAGCUAGUUACGUUAGCUGCGUAUCUUGUGCGGCGUUUUUUUGUGUUUAAUAGUGCUAUAUUUAUUACUUUUCUUGGUCUUUUGUGCCAUACCGACCCCUUAAGCAGGUGUGUGUGCACUUAUGGAUGUUCAUCUUUUUAUAUUUGUAACUUGCCGCUUGCAUUCAUUGUUUACACUCGGGAGUAGCUGCUAUUCAGUGGAGAUUGUUGACAUUUUAAUUAAACUUUUGUCAAAACUCACUUUGUGGGAAAAAAUGGGGAUUUAAAUUGAUAUUCAAACUGGUCCUUACCCCCAACACGGCAAGAUUUGUCUGCAGUAGGCUGUGCAUUGCCCCACUAUCAUCGUCCAGGUAAUGAUGUGAAGGCAUCCACAGGCUCUCCAUUUCUUCUUCUUCUUCACAGAUGUCCAUGUCAACAUCUGCACAAGCCAUGCCGGACUCGGUCAUUCAAGGAGCUUUGCAGCUAAAAAGACAAGAGGGAGGCGAAGGUUCCUUCCCUCACUUCCUCCUUCAACAGCAGAAGAUCACUGAUUGAUUUCAAGUCAUCUUUGAACGUCGGAGGACCAUGAGGAAAACCUUUGUGUGCGAUGACUCCAUGAUCAUCACCAUUCCCAUCGGGAGACGCACGCACGGACGCGGUCAUGUGAUGCCCAGAGAGUUCCAGUGUGUGUACCGGGAUACUUUCAAGGUUUUUGCUAUCAGGGGAUUUCCAAAACCUCUCGGGGCAGCACAAUGCCUGACUGGACUUUGGCUUGUCAUUCUUGGUCUGAUAUUUCAUCAGACAGGAAGUGUGUUCCACAUCUUUCCCAACAUUCUGUUUCUUCUGUGUGGAAUGCUGACCUUUGCUGCAGGCCAUGUCCCAAACAUGCGUGUGAUCAAAGUGUCAUUGUGUCUGAACAUCGUCGGUUUCUUCUGGUCGGUGGUGGCAGUUUGUCUCUCCGUCACGGACUACCAUUUGUCUCAGCAUUUCAACAAGCUUCACGUGGCCGUCAAGGUGACGACCGUGAGCCUGCUGGUUGUGGAGAACCUGACCGCCCUGUUUCUAAUCUACAGGCAGAGUAAAGCUGUUUGCAGGCAACAUUUCAACACCCUGCCCAUUAUUCAGCUGAAACACGAGGACUGAUGCACUUGAACACACCAGCAAGUUUUCAUCUGUUUGUAAUGUGAUCAGGAUGUCAGUACUUAUUUAUUGUAUUAUUCUGCAAGCGACUAUGAAUUGCUUGAAGAUAUGCCCAAUGCCCACUUGUUGUACAUUGGGUUUGUUUUUUAUUCAUUAAGGUCUCUUUUGUGUUGAGUUGUUUAAAAAAAAUAAUAAUAACAUUUUAUCCAGUCUCCUGUUGCUAGGUGUAUUAAUAAUUUCAAAAUGGGCUUUCAGAUGUACACUUUGUAUCGAUAAAAAAAU
Molecule: messenger RNA, 1520 nt
Organism: Doryrhamphus excisus (bluestripe pipefish)
Lineage: Eukaryota; Metazoa; Chordata; Actinopteri; Syngnathiformes; Syngnathidae
Source: RefSeq, a predicted model, not a curated record